Messenger RNA from Durusdinium trenchii, 861 nucleotides. Lineage: Eukaryota; Dinophyceae; Suessiales; Symbiodiniaceae. The record is from the annotation of a GenBank genome assembly.
AUGCCGCAGAAGUCUACCAUCCAGCAUGCCUUCCCGCUUCAUUUAGGCCCUCAUCGGGUGCAGGUGUAUUCCUACUCCUUCCUUCACUUCGGGCAGCGCGAGGCGGCGCACCGCACGGCCAGCACGGUCAUCUCCGAUGCGCUCCUGGCGGUGCAAUCGGAGACCACCGUGAGCCAUCCCUGCUUCGCGAAAGGCUACAUCUACACGCCCAUGUUCUCGUACAGCGGAGAGACCUUCGCACCCAUUCAGGUGAAGAUGAAUGGCACGAGCGACUUCCAGGGCUGUGAGGACUUGGUGAAGCGAAUCUUCAACAAAGAUGCACCCUGCCUCAUUGAGCGCUGUUCCUUCUACGGCGUCUACCAACCGCGGGUCUAUGCCGUGCCCUUUUUGGCCUUUGCUCACUUCGCGGAGAUUGUGAAUGACUUGGGGCUCCCAGCGGAUGCACAGUUGGAGGACUUGAAAACGGCCACCCGCUACGUUUGCUCGCUGACUAUGCGACAGCUGGAGAUGCUCUUCGCGCGUGUGACUGAUGAGUACGUGCGGACACAUCUCUGUUUCCAUGCGACCUUUGCUUACACCUUGCUGCACUAUGGCUAUGAGCUAAAGGAAAACCAGAUCACAUUCAAGUCCACGCAUGGCGGCAAGCCCAUCGAUUGGGCCGUAGGCGCCAUGAUCUACGAGAUCAACCAGGAGCACUGGAGAGAGCACUGGAGACAGCACUGGACAACUCUCCUACUACUCUUUGUGUUUUUGUGUUUGAAUGGCCUCAUGCACUGCAUGUUACGUGAUUUAUUAGUAUCAAUAUUUAUCAAGAUCGAGAUUCGGAUGUGGAAUGAGUUUCUGCAAAGACUUUUUUUAUAA